AUGCCUGCUGUUCCGAUUCCCAAAAAUGUAGAUGGAUUCAACAUGAUGAAAACUUCCAUCGUCAUGAAACUCUGCUGCCACAAAGAAAACAAAAUCGAAGCAAACGAUGUUCCCGUCGGAAAACGACCUCCAAUGAAAGAUCACUGGCCGCACAUAAAAUCCGCCAUUUUUCUCAUCUACGCCGUGUACUACAGUAUCGUCACUUUUCGCAUCAACUCAAUCAGAGGUUGGAUGACGUCGUGGAUCCAAUUCGCUUACAGAUCUCUUGACUGUAGUGAGUUCGACCACAUAGAAAAAUGCGAAGAGAAAAUCGAGGAAACAAUCCUACUUUUAAUUGAUAUCAACGGAUACGCGUAUUUCUCACUUGCCGUCAUUCCAUUUCUUCCGGCUUUUUUGAUCAAGUUCUUCACAAACAGAUAUCCGAGCGACUAUCCCUUCGCCGAGAUGAGAACAAAGCUGAACGCUCUCCUGAUCCAAAUGACAUUUUGCAUCAUCGUCGCUGUCGUUUGUUCAAUAAUGAUGACUUUUCCUGCCUCAGCUCCAGAUUCAAUCGGCCUUGCCAUCAGCUUGAUCUCUCUUUCUGUUUUUAUCGUCCCACUUCAUUAUGCAACUCCAUGGCUACUUCUUUUUUCGUACUUUCCGCCACCAAUGUCUCAAUUUCUUUAUGCUGUUCUGACGAUUCCGUCAAUUUUUAUCAGCUUUCUCAACGAUCCUCUUUAUAAAAUAAUCCUCGGCGGAGCAACAGAAGCUAAAGACUACGAUUUCACAGCAGUAUCUUACGGAAUGGCAGCUGCAUCUGGAAUCUGCAUACUCUCAGUUGUUUACAUGUUCUUCGAUAUCCGAAAAAUGGUUUCGAAGAAAGAAUCCGAUUGGGCAUCAUCUGGGUCCCCGAAGAUUGAGAAACGAAUUUCGCUACAGGAAGAAGGCGAUGAUAAUUUGGCAUUCGACUCGACGGAGAAGAAUUACGAGCUUGAAAAUACUGAUUUUUAG
This is a messenger RNA of Oikopleura dioica, 990 nucleotides long. The record is from the annotation of a GenBank genome assembly. Lineage: Eukaryota; Metazoa; Chordata; Appendicularia; Copelata; Oikopleuridae.